Molecule: messenger RNA, 1677 nt
Organism: Priceomyces carsonii
Lineage: Eukaryota; Fungi; Ascomycota; Pichiomycetes; Serinales; Debaryomycetaceae
Gene: PHO84
Product: phosphate transporter
Exons: 1
Coding region: 1-1677 (558 amino acids)
Biological process (GO): phosphate ion transport; transmembrane transport
Cellular component (GO): membrane
Molecular function (GO): phosphate transmembrane transporter activity
Source: RefSeq, a predicted model, not a curated record
AUGUCAACUAGCAUUGACGAACACAAUCCACACCCUAUUGAGGUUAAACAGAAUGGUGGUAAGACUGCCUUCAAGGACUAUCUUGGUCAAUUUGCUCACAUAGAGGACCCCUUGGAAAGAAGAAGAUUGGCUUUGGAAGAAAUUGACAAUGCUGGAUUUGGAUGGACCCAAAUCAAGAUGAUUUUGAUUGCCGGUGUAGGUUUCUUGACUGAUUCUUAUGAUAUCUUUGCUAUUAACUUGGGUAUCACCAUGAUGUCUUAUGUUUUCUGGCAAGGUACGAUGCCAUCAUCUACUAACACUUUACUUAAAGUCUCAACUUCAGUUGGUACUGUUAUUGGACAAGUUUCUUUUGGUAUUCUGGCUGAUCAUUUCGGAAGAAAGAAAAUUUAUGGAUUGGAAUUGAUUAUCAUGAUCUCUGCUACAAUCCUUCAAUGUUGUUUAGGACAUUCCCCAGCUGUCAACUUCGUGGCAAUCUUGACUACCUUGAGAAUUGUUAUGGGUAUUGGUAUUGGAGGUGAUUAUCCAUUGUCUUCUAUUAUUUCAUCUGAGUUCUCUACUACAAAAUGGAGAGGUGCCAUCAUGGGUGCUGUUUUCUCUAAUCAAGGUAUCGGUCAAUUGUUUGCAGGUAUCGUUGCAAUGGUAUUAGUUGCCGGUUAUAAAGAUGAAUUGAUUGUAGCAAACACUGCUGCUGAAUGUACUGGUCUGUGUAUCAAAGCUUGUGACCAAAUGUGGAGAAUCAUUAUCGGAUUUGGUUGUGUUCCUGGUUGUGUUGCUUUAUACUAUAGAUUGACCAUUGCAGAAUCGCCAAGAUACUCUUUAGAUAUUGACGAAAAUGAUGAUAUUCAAAAGGUUGCUGACGCUGAAGCUGCAAUUGACAUCGAAGCCAAGAAUAUUGCACCUCCUAAAGCUUCUUUCAAAGAUUUCUGGAGACAUUUCGGACAAUGGAAAUAUGGUAAAAUUUUACUUGGUACUGCUGGUAGUUGGUUCAUGUUGGAUGUUGCCUUCUACGGUUUGGGUUUAAAUACUGCUGUUAUUUUGAAGACUAUUGGUUACGCUUCAUCAACAAAUGUUUACCAUUCUCUCUACAAUCAAGCUGCUGGUAAUUUGAUUUUAAUUUGUGCUGGUUCUUUACCAGGAUAUUGGUUCACAGUCGCAACUGUCGAUAUUAUCGGUAGAAAAACAAUUCAAAUUGGUGGUUUCAUAAUUUUGACUAUCCUCUUCUGUGGUAUUGGUUUCGGUUACCAUAAACUUAACGACCACGGAUUAUUAGCAUUGUAUGUUUUGGCACAAUUCUUCCAGAAUUUUGGUCCAAACACCACCACUUUUAUUGUUCCAGGUGAAGUUUUCCCAACUAGAUAUAGAUCAAGUGCUCAUGGUAUCUCUGCCGCUGCUGGUAAAGUCGGCGCUAUCAUUGCUCAAACAUGUAUUGGUACUUUAAUCAACCAUAACUGUUCUGCUGAAGAACCAAAUUGUUGGUUGAACCAUGUUAUGGAAAUCUUUGCAUUAUUUAUGUUGCUUGGUAUCUUCCUUUCUUUGUUGAUUCCUGAAACUAAGAGAAAGACUUUAGAGGAAAUUUGUGAAAUAUACCACGACGAAAUUGAUACUACCAAGGUUGGUAAGGACAGAUACACUGUUGAAGACUCUUAUGAUUCUGACUUGAAGGAAGCAAAUAAAUAA